AUGGAGGUGCCAGAACUCACCUGCCCUGCCUCACCUGCCAGGGACCAGCCAGCUCCUGCUCCUGGCCCCCCAGGGGCCCCAGGUGGGCAGGCCUCACCUCGCCUGACCCUGGGCCCUGUCAUCCUGCCGCCAGAGCAGGGCCUGGCCCCCACUGUGUUCCUGAAGGCCCUGCCCAUCCCAUUGUACCACACAGUGCCUCCUGGGGGCCUCCAGCCGCGCGCCCCCCUAGUGACAGGCAGCCUGGAUGGGGGCAACGUGCCCUUCAUUCUCAGCCCCCUGCUGCAGCCGGAAGGACUUGGCCCCACCCAGAUGGGGAAGCCAGUGGCUCCAACGCUCACCGUGAACAUCGUGGGUGCUCUGCCUGUCCUGUCGCCGGGCCUGGGGCCCACGCUGGGCAGCCCGGGCAAGGUGCGGAAUGCCGGCAAGUACCUGUGCCCUCACUGUGGCCGGGACUGCCUGAAGCCCAGUGUUUUGGAGAAGCACAUCCGGUCCCACACGGGUGAGCGGCCCUUCCCAUGUGCCACAUGCGGCAUCGCUUUUAAGACCCAGAGCAACCUGUAUAAGCACAGGCGCACCCAGACGCACCUCAACAACUCUCGGCUGUCCUCGGAGUCCGACGGUGGUGGAGGCAGCCACCUGGAGGAGGGGGACAAGGCUGGAGAGACCUCCAGAGCAGAUGGCAGAGGGGACAGCUGGAGCCAGAGAGUGCGCGAUGCGGCCCAAUCAGAGAGACCCCUUUCUCCAGGCGCCCAGCGUGCUGGACACUGCCCACUGCCCACCACGCGUCUGUUCCCUGUUGCCAAGAACCUAGAUCUGAAGUUGGAAGCUAUUCCCUGUCCAGGGUCCACAUUCACUGACAGAGAGGCCCCUUUGGACUCUACCCAUACCGCGUCUGCUGGGCUCCCAGUGGCCGGCACACAGCCGAGGCGUAAGCUCCUGGAACAGAAGUCUCCGACCGCCAGCAGGUCGUGCUUCGUGCAGCAGCAGCAGCAGCAGGCGAUGUCCGCGGAGAAGCCCUGGGACCCCAAGGCCUCGGAGGGCCGGCUGAGGAAGUGCGAGAGCACCGACUCAGGCUACUUGUCCCGCUCAGACAGCGUGGAGCAGCCGCUGGCACCUUCUAGUCCCCUGCACAGCCUUUCGGAGCACAGUGCUGAGUCCGAGGGGGAGGGCGCCCCAGGGCCCGGAGGCGCCAGGGCUGAGCCGGGGGAGCAGGGGCCCAGCUUGGAGCUGGAGAAGAAGCAGCUGGAGGAGCGCAUCGCCAGGCUCAUCUCACACAACCAGGCCGUGGUGGACGACUCCCAGCUGGACAACGUGCGGCCCCGCAAGACGGUCCUGUCCAAGCAGGGCAGCAUCGACCUGCCCAUGCCUUACACCUACAAGGACUCCUUCCACUUUGACCUCCGGGCCCUGGAGCCUGGACGGAGGAGGCAGGCCGCCCUGUGCUCGGCCCGCUCCACCUUCACCCCCCUGGACAAGACGCGACCCCUCUUCUUUCACUCGGUCCCCACUCAGCUCUCCACCACCGUGGAGUGUGUGCCGGUCACCAGGAGCAACUCACUGCCCUUCGUCGAGGGCACCAGAAUGUGGCAGGAGCCGCUGGACCCCCAGGACACCUGCCCCAGGAGGCAGAAGCCUCUGAGCCCCAGGCCCACCCCUGCCCGACUGGUGGGUGUCCCCAGCAGUCACCCCCGGGCCCUGGUCAGACAGGCCGCAGUGGAGGACCUGCCGUGUCCGCCCACUGGAGACACUCCGGCCCCUGCAGAGGCCCCAGAUGGAAAAAGAACUGCUGUAGGGGAGAGGGGUGCUGGCCAGGCCAGAGCGACCAGUAGGAAAGGCAGCCAGAGGAAGCUGAAGAUGUUCUCCCAAGAAAAGUGGCAGGUGUAUGGGAGCGAGACGUUCAAGAGAAUUUACCAGAAAAUGAGAGCCAGCCACCACGGAAGCAGGAAGGCAAAGGAGGAGACAGUGGGCAGUGGGACGGGGCUGGACCAUCCUCUCCAGGCGGAGGCAGCAGGGUGCAAGGGCGCAGCCCCGGCCCAGGAUGAGAGGACCCCUGUCCUUGGGGACAUUUCUGUGGGGGCCAAGCCAGGGCCUUGGGGAAGUCUGCCAGCCCCAGAGGGCUUCUUGGUGACUGAGCCCCAGAAGCAGAGGGAGACAGUGGCUAGAGCGGGAGGCAGUGACCAGCCUGGGGUGAACAGGGCCACCUCACCCCCAACUCUCAGCUGCACAGAACCCCCCUGUUUGGGUAGCAAGAGCCCUCAGAUUCCUCCAAAGGGGAGGCUGGAGCUGGGGUGUCAGCUGUCCCCAGCACCUGGUCCCCUCAAAGAAAGUGACCUACAGGCUCCCAGGCUGGCUUCACCAGACCCCAAGCUGGAAGGAGGCACCUGUAAUGGUAGGGGCACAAAGACCUGUCAGCGGGCCCAGACCGUCCUCAGGCAGCCCAGUAGUAACUCUGGGGAGCCCCAGGCUCUGGAAGACAAGCUCCCCUCGGAGAGGAAGAAGCUGAAAGUGGAGGAGCUGAGCUGCCAGGAGCAAUCGGAGUGUUCGGGAGCAGAAGGAGAGGCGCCCGGCAGCCCCAUGCAGGCUGCCUCCCCAUCAUCUCAGAACCAGGACAGUGGCCCUGGGAACAAGCUAGGAGGGCUGCAUGGCAGCAGCGACUGCAUGGCGAGGGGCAGUGCUGGACAACAGGGCAAGCCCCUGGAGACCUCUAGCGCCUCAUCCGCUGCUUCUUCAGUGGCGCUGUGGCAGGCGGGGCCGAGGGCCGAGGGGCCCUCCCUGUGCCCUGCAGCUGCAGCCACCAUGAGUCCCUCCCAGCCGGCUGUCCAGCCUCGGCCUCCUGGUGCCCUUGCCGCCCCGGCGGACGCUGCCUUUCCUCCUAAGUACCUCCUCAGGUUACCUCAGGGAGAGACCCACCCCUCUCCGCUCGAUGCCCGGGGACCAGCGCAAGGCCAGGCCCCUGUCUGUGGGAGAAGGUGUCCCGAAGAGCGGGCACCAUUUGUGGAGUCAGGGCUGGGGGCCCUCCUGCCUCCCAGCGCAGUCUCGGGCCUGGCCCCCGGUGGAGAAGACAGCUUCGAGGAGGAUCCCUGCCGGUCCAGGCUGGGGGACUGGAGAAAGGGGGUGCAGGGAGACGAGAAAGGAGACCUGGACACCAGCACCCCAGCAGCUGGAGAGUCUCCUGGCUUGGCUGCUGGAGCCCCCAGGGAGACAGCCUCCUUCCUGCCUACGCCAGUGUGUGACUCCCCCAGGAGUGCGACCCGUGACACCCGCCACCUCUGCAUGGGCAGCACUUUGGCGAGGGCCAGGCCCUCUGGGGGUGUCCUGAAUCCCUGGGCACCCAACAGGGAGCUGAGGGCUCCUCCCAAGAGUGCCCCAGAAGACCCUCCUUCUGGGUCCCUGGCAGGGCCCAGUGCCUGCUGCUCCCUCUGGCCCAGCUCCUUCCUCUCGGCCCCCAUGCCCUCGGGCUGGCCUGAGCUGGCCUUGUGUCCCCACUCAGAGACCCCUGGGAGCUCCAGGGCACGGGGUCCUUUCCCUACCCUGAGGGCAGAGCCCCUGCUCGUCUGGUGUUGUCUGAGCCGCAGCCUCCCUCUGCCCAUGGAGCAGAAGGAGAAGGCUGCUUCCGUGUACUUGGCGCUGCACUCCCCUGGGGGCACCCCCCGGGACGAGGGCCCGGACGCCCAGCCGGGGCGCAAGGCUGUGUCGGGAGGAUGGCCCAGGACAAGCCCAGGAGAAGGAGGGCAGGCACAGACGUUGAAGCUCUCCCACCCGUUAGCCCCAGGGAUGGCGUCCCAGGACCCGGUGACUGAGCAGGAGUGGAAAAAAGGACUGCGUCGUAGGAGAGUGAAGAUGUCUCGUGGGAGCAGCAAGCAGAAAAAACUGAGCCUCAACUCCAAAAGGUACAAAGGGAAUUUCUCACAGAGCCGAGUUCAGCUGCGAGCCGGCAGACUGCGCAAGCCUCUCUGGGUGCCGAGGAAAGAUUGCCCCCCGCCUCCGCUCAAGGGGCUGGGGCCACGCAGGGCCCUCCAGCAGGCUUCUUCAGAAACGGCAGGUGUAAAUCUGCAAGGGGAGCCAUCUUAUGCCGUCUCAGAAUUGUCUCUUCGUUGUGGAAACGGAGAGGAGGAGGAGGAUGGCGGUGGACAAAUCUCAGGAAGCUUCUCUCCUGACAUAAGUUCAAGGACUGCCGAGGAAACAGAGGAAACAACCGUGAAGGCUAUUUCUCCAUCUGCUGGUGAGCACGGUGACUGUUGUCCUCAGAACACUGCUGUUGGGUCAGGAUUAUCUGUGCAAUCCGAUUCCCGCAUGGCAGUGGCUAACGACAGCCUGCUGUCCUGUGGCAAAGGUCUUGACAUGGGAUUGCUCGAGCUUCAGCUCCUGCCCUCUCAGGAGCAAGUCUCAGUAGACCCCAAACUGUGCGUUUUCUUGGAUGCUCAAGAGCCUUCUUCCUUGGAGUCCAAAGGAACAUCUCCCCGCCAUGAUGUUGCUACCUCUGUGGCCACCACUUGUACUUCUGUCGGGGCAAGAGCAGGUGACACAACCCUGGGAAUUCACAGUGCAGAGCCACAAGACUACAGCCAGGCUGCGGGAGAGACUCUGACACAGAGCUCCCCAGACAGAAAAGCCAGAGCAGAGGGCAUAUCACCAUCACUCUUGCCAGGGAAAUCUUCAUCCGGACAAAGAAUUUCAGGUUCAGUUCCAUUGGGUUCAACUGGAAAAACUCAUCUUGAAAUACCAGCUUCAGGACCAGACUCAACUAGCUCACCCCAAGAGGAAGGGAGACACAAGACACCUUUUCCUUCCAGGGGGCAGCACGAGUGUGGGGAAGUGGUUGUCUCCUGCCCUCCUGUAGGAAAGGACAGUGGGAAAUGUCAAGUGUCUGGAUUAAUCACUCUGAAAGAUUGUGUGGUUCCUUUUAACCCAGGGCAGCCCACAGAAUUCCCUGAAGCCCCUUUGAAAACAAUCAGGAAGAGGAGUUUGGAAGGAAUGAGAAAGCAAACUCGAGUGGAAUUCAGCGACACCAGCAGUGAUGACGAAGACCGAUUAGUGAUAGAAAUAUGAAGCUUCCAGAGAAAGACCGCUUCUACAGUCAAAGACUGGUGAUGCUUCACAAGUGAAUGUCAAGCUGGCAGAACUGAACUCUAUCCGUGAAGCACCUGCAGAUUAGGAAAGCCAU
Messenger RNA from Equus quagga, 5164 nucleotides. It is a transcript of the gene ZNF831, whose product is annotated as zinc finger protein 831. The coding region runs from base 1 to 5049 and encodes 1682 amino acids. NCBI's taxonomy places the organism in Eukaryota, Metazoa, Chordata, Mammalia, Perissodactyla, Equidae. The transcript has 5 exons. The record is from RefSeq and is a predicted model, not a curated record.